This is a messenger RNA of Wasmannia auropunctata (little fire ant), 1433 nucleotides long. RefSeq names its product very-long-chain (3R)-3-hydroxyacyl-CoA dehydratase hpo-8 (gene Hacd1). Gene Ontology annotation, cellular component: endoplasmic reticulum membrane. Lineage: Eukaryota; Metazoa; Arthropoda; Insecta; Hymenoptera; Formicidae. The record is from RefSeq and is a predicted model, not a curated record. Gene Ontology annotation, biological process: sphingolipid biosynthetic process; fatty acid elongation; very long-chain fatty acid biosynthetic process. The transcript has 5 exons. Bases 586 to 1284 code for a protein of 232 amino acids. Gene Ontology annotation, molecular function: 3-hydroxyacyl-CoA dehydratase activity.
GCAUAUAUGAAGGUCGAAGCGUUAACAUUUUUUCUUUUCGGAGCUUAGAACAUAUGUAAUAUAUAUGUUGUAAGUUCCGGAGUAACAAAAAGUGCGUUUCUUGUGUUUUUUUUUUGUAGUUAUGCCUUCGUUGCACUUUUUACACUCAAGACGAGACAUAACGCUGGACAGAAAGAAAGAUAAAAGCACAAAGUUUGUAACUACAAAGUACAAAGUUUAACUGCAAAAAUUUCAGGAGGAGUGAAGGAGGAAUCGUUCCUAUCGUUAUAUCUCGCUGCCGCUUAAGUGGCAGAGAUAAGAUUGCGUAUUUGCGAAAUAUGCAUACAUUGUAUAAAUACUCCGAUAUGUGCUAACCUCUCAAAUUAAAUGCUGAAUAUGCACGAACGUAGCUGGCGGUAAUAAUACCUACAUUUCAAAUAAAUAAUUAAUGUUCGACGGUUAACAUACAUAUUGAAAAGCGACCACGUUCUUCGGCUGGGUCGACCAAAGGUUCGGUGUCUGGCUUGAAUUUGUUGCAAAUCAUUCGAGCGUGAGCCGUGAGGCCGUGAGGUAGCGUUCGACAAAUUUCCACAUACGAGUUACGACAUGGCAGGAGCGAAAUCCAAAAAACAGGGCACUCUCUCGAAGCUGUAUCUGGCGUCGUAUAAUCUCGCCCAGGUCUUCGGAUGGGGUUACAUACUGUAUCAGAUUAUACAACAUUACACCACUUCCUCCGGUAGUACCUUAUGGGACAAGACCGAGCUACCUGUAAUUAUUUUUCAGGAUGCAGCUAUAUUGGAGAUAGUACACGCAGCAAUCGGGCUGGUACCAUCCAGCGUUGCAAUCACAGUGUCCCAAGUCUUCAGUCGCAUCUUAAUUGUAAACUUAGUUAUCCUGGCUACUCCUUACACAUACGCUGCCGCAUCUCCAGGUCUUCCGAUGGCUCUGAUCGCGUGGUCCAUUACAGAAAUCAUUAGAUACUCCUAUUACUUCAUAAAUCUCGUCUUGGGAAUUGUGCCAUAUCCACUGGUCUGGCUGAGAUACACCACGUUCAUCGUACUGUAUCCGUUGGGCGUGACCGGCGAAUUAUUGUGUCUCUAUGCCGCUACGAAUUACGCCAGCGCUAAUCCUGACUCUUGGAGUUACGUCCUGCCAAACAAAUGGAACUUCACGUUUAGCUACCUGUAUUUCCUGAUAUUUGCCAUGCUAGCUUAUAUUCCAGGUUUUCCACCGCUUUAUUUGCACAUGUUCGCGCAAAGGCGGAAAAUACUCACUCCCAGUGCUACUACGAAGAAAACACAUUAGUUUAUAAAUAUGUAUAAUAAAUAUUUUAUCAUACAUUUCCAUGACGUUUAUAAGUACAAAAAACAGAACAAGGGAUUUAUACGUUAUUUAUAAAUGGAUAUUAUAUAUGCAUAUAAAUGGGGUAAAAUAUUAAAUAUAGAAAUAUUUGA